UACUAAUACUUAUUGCAAAAACAACAACAGAUUGCUAACAGUUAAACUUUAAACAACAGAAUGUAACGAAGUUUUGUUUAUUAUUUUGCCAUUGAGUUCGACUGAAGAUGAAUACAAAACUAAUUUAGGUCUUAGUUGGUUGCACUGUAUGCAAUUAUUCAAAGCAAAGGAAAUUUGAGAAGCUAUAAAAUUAUUAAAAGUAUCCAAAUUAAUCUAAAUCAAUACAACAUCAAUUCACAUGAGGAUAAGGCAUAUUUAAUAGGUGAAAUCAGAUUGUGGUAUUGCGGUAUUUUCCUGGCCAGCAUUCUUUCACGGUCAAUUACGUCACGCCAAGAUAGAUUUGGAUUAUUUCAAUGAAAAAUGAGCUCCUACUCUGCUUUUCGCCUGUUUUUCCGUUUAGAGAAGCCUGGUCGACUCCUCUCGUAUGGAAAUGUCGGGAUAACAUGUACUACACCAUUCCUAGAACGCCAGCACCAAGUUCUUAUAGCGAAAAAAAAUGAAUUGCUUCGAAAAAGUAUGUUGGGCGUGUUGACGGAUGGCGGCAAUCGCUUCAAGCUCCCAGCUAUCAGACGACACUACUCAACUGCUGUGUCGACUGGUGACAUCGUCAAGUCAGACUCGGCUAGGCUAGCCCCAAAAAAGAAAUCAAAAACUGCCGAAUCUCCAAAGAUCAUGUUGGUAUCGGAGACGAAACACAUAUCCGUCGUCACUUUGGAGGAAGCUCAGAAAAUUGCAGAAAGGAAAACUCUGCACCUAGUCGCAGGAGACAGCAAAUUAUCAAAAGACAAACCUGUUUAUAAGCUUGUCACAAAUGCAGAAUUUUUGGCAUCAGAUUCGGAUAGUUCUAGAGAAUUGAGGCAGGAGAAGGAUGACAAGAAGAAAGAGAAAGAAUCAAAAACGGUCAUAUUGAGGAGUAAAAUUGCAGAGAACGAUAUACUAUCGAAAGUUAAACAAAUGAUUAAGUGGAUAGAAAAAGGACAUUCUGUUCGCUUGAUGAUUGGUCAAUCUGGAGAAAAGGGAGAUGCUGACCAUGUUUAUAAAGUGAUAGAACAAAAUAUGAAAGAAAGCGGAGCACGAUUUCUGCAGAAAGUAGUGAAAGGUGACCAAAUUCGCUGCCAACUGAUGCCACCAAAAGAACCUAAGAAGCCUGUGACAACGAUUGAUGAAAACGAGUAGUAGUAGCAUAACAAGUAUAUAUCAAUAAUAAUCAAAUCACAUAUAUAUAUUAUUAUUAAUCAUGGUGUCUUCUCCAAUGAAUAUAUGUAGUUAUAGAGGAAUUAGUACGAGUAAUAUAUUAAACUUCAUUUUUUUGAAGUUUUCUACUUAUACGUUUUGACUUUAUUCCUGAAGCUGCCAAUAAAUUAAGACUUAUGGAAAUAAAGCUAUUAUCACAAUA
Folsomia candida is the source of this 1396-nucleotide messenger RNA. RefSeq lists its product as uncharacterized. NCBI's taxonomy places the organism in Eukaryota, Metazoa, Arthropoda, Collembola, Entomobryomorpha, Isotomidae. The transcript is spliced from 5 exons. Gene Ontology annotation, molecular function: ribosome binding; translation initiation factor activity. Gene Ontology annotation, biological process: mitochondrial translational initiation; ribosome disassembly. The coding region runs from base 361 to 1176 and encodes 271 amino acids. The record is from RefSeq and is a predicted model, not a curated record. Gene Ontology annotation, cellular component: mitochondrion.